UCCCUUUCUUCCCCUCUUCAACAACGACCUCGCGCAGCAGAGAAAUAAGUAAGGGAGAGGACCGAGGGGAAGAGAGCAGACGAAGAUGGUGAAGUUUUUGAAACCAAACAAGGCCGUAAUAGUCUUGCAGGGGCGUUACGCCGGAAGGAAGGCCGUCAUCAUCCGAUCCUUCGACGAGGGCACCCGAGAUCGUCCCUACGGUCACUGCUUGGUCGCUGGGAUCGCCAAGUACCCGAAGAAGGUCAUUCGCAAGGACUCUGCGAAGAAGACGGCGAAGAAGUCCCGAGUGAAAGCCUUUGUGAAGCUUGUGAAUUACAGUCACAUAAUGCCCACUCGGUACACCCUUGAUGUCGAUCUCAAGGACGUCGUUACCCUCGACACGCUCCAAUCUCGGGACAAGAAGGUUACUGCCGCCAAGGAGGUCAAAGCUCGACUCGAGGACCGGUUCAAGACCGGAAAGAACAGGUGGUUCUUCACCAAGCUCAGGUUCUAAGGGAGAAGUUUAAGUAAUGCAACUCUCUGCAAAUUUUUAUUUCGUUAGACUGAAGAUGUGAAUGACCGGGACUUGGGUUCUGAACUAAUAUUUGUAGUAUUUAUUUCAUGGUUCAAAUUUCGUUUUGGUUAGUGAAAUGAUAUCAACUAGUUCGGUUUCAGUCCACUUAUAUAUGUUGAUAGUUCGUUUCGAGGUUUCUUUAA
Nelumbo nucifera (sacred lotus) is the source of this 696-nucleotide messenger RNA. RefSeq names its product large ribosomal subunit protein eL27x. Gene Ontology annotation, molecular function: structural constituent of ribosome. Gene Ontology annotation, cellular component: ribosome. NCBI's taxonomy places the organism in Eukaryota, Viridiplantae, Streptophyta, Magnoliopsida, Proteales, Nelumbonaceae. Gene Ontology annotation, biological process: translation. The record is from RefSeq and is a predicted model, not a curated record.